Messenger RNA from Microstroma glucosiphilum, 4719 nucleotides. RefSeq lists its product as hypothetical. The transcript has 2 exons. Lineage: Eukaryota; Fungi; Basidiomycota; Exobasidiomycetes; Microstromatales; Microstromataceae. The record is from RefSeq and is a predicted model, not a curated record. Bases 159 to 4508 code for a protein of 1449 amino acids. Gene Ontology annotation, molecular function: lipid binding.
AGCUACCUCGCUACCAUUCCCUCUCCACCUCGUGACACCUCUUCUCAGUCUCGGCGAGGUAGUCGUGGCACUUAUCGUCACUAUCUCCAAACUCACCUCUUCAUCUUCCCUUCCAUCUGCGUUCUGACGAUCAUCAACACCUAGACCCACUUGCCCGGAUGGCGCCCAAGGUCACAGCCAUCGAUCAUGCCGCCCAAGGUCAGGUAGCCGAUGAAGCUCCCCGCCCAGACAGCAUCGCCAAUGCCACUGCCAGAGAUGCAGCAGAGACAGAGGCACUACAGGCAAAGCUACAGAGCAAUCAAGAUGCUGGAGCCAAUGUCAUGAAUUUUGAUGAGGAGGCUAGUCCAGAGCAGAAGGGAGCUCAAGCUAGGGCACUUGCACAGGAAAAGGUAAAGCCGGUCAAUGCAAAGGCAAAGAAGGAUGAUACAGGAGCUGGCAUUGCAUCUGAUAUCGGCAAAACUCAGCAUGUACAUUCCACGAUCCGGAUGUCAGACAUUGACCGGGUCAGCAAGUCAGAAGGGCAAAAAGGAGAUGGUACAGGCCCCAAAGCAGGUGGGCCUUCUCUCAACGUCUCCGAUGACGCCAUUGUAGGUCAUACAGGCGCUGCAAAGGCGCUCCUCGCAGGACAGAAGCCCCUCGCACCAGGAGAAGAGGAGGAGGCUAAAACUGCGUGGGAGUCUGCCCUCGUCGGCAAAUACGUCCCUGAAGACAAGUUGGGCAAAUUCUGGUUCGAUGGAGCAUCGGUCAUCCUUGCUGUCCUCACCACAUACUUCUUCACUCGCUUCGGAGGCGGCAUCUUCUCAAUGCUCAUCAUUGGAGCCUUCUUCACAACGUAUUACAAUGCUUCCUCCCGGCGCACAAGACAAAGGGUCAGGGAUGACAUUGCCCGCGAGAUGGCAAGGCACAAGAUGCUCGAUGAGAACGAGACGGUCAUGUGGAUGAAUUCCGCCCUCACUCGCUUCUGGGCAAUCUACGAGCCCGUCCUCUCCGCUACCAUCAUCUCCACUGUGGAUGCCAUUCUCGUCCAGAACUGCCCCAGCUUCCUUGACUCUAUUCGUCUCACCACAUUCACAUUGGGAACAAAAGCACCGAAGAUAGACUUUGUGCGCACAAUCGCGACCAAGACCGAAGAGGAGAUCUGCAUGGACUGGAAAUUCAGCUUCACACCCAAUGACACGCUUGACCUGACAGUCAGGCAAGCAGCAGCUAAGAUCAAUCCAAAAAUCGUGCUGACCGUUCGCCUGGGCCGCGGUAUAGUCGGAGCAGGCUUGCCUAUCCUGGUCGAGGACAUCAGCUUCGUCGGCCACGUACGUCUGAGGAUGCAAUUGAUGUCCAAUUUCCCACACGUGCAGUUGGUAGACAUCUCAAUGAUGACUCCUCCAGAAUUCGACUACGUUCUCAAGCCCAUUGGAGGCUCCACGAUGGGCUUCGACAUUGGCAACAUCCCAGGUCUCAGCAGCUUUAUCCGCGAGCAGGUCCAUGCCAAUCUCGGACCGAUGAUGUAUUACCCGAACAUGUUCACUGUGAACCUCGAGGAGCUAUUGUCUGGCACUCCCCUCGACACAGCGGCUGGUGUCUUGCAGAUCACAAUCUGGUCUGCUCGUAAUCUCAAGGGAGUCAAGCUGGGCGGCGGCACUCCUGAUCCUUACGUGGCCAUUACUGUAGACGACAAGGAGGUUCUCGCCAAGACUCGUCACAAGGACAGCACCACGAGUCCCCAAUUCAAGGAGACGAAGUUCAUUCUUCUCAAGGAGCAGGACAUUGGCAACAGCUUCUUGGUCAUGGCUCUCAUGGACUACAACGACCGUCGUCCUGAUUCUCGGUUGGGCGCUGCUUCCUUCCAGCUGCAUACGCUCGAGACUCAACCUGAGCAGGAGAACCUCUCGACACCCGUCAUUCUCAACGGUAAGGAGCGCGGUGAAGUACAGUACUCACUUAGUUACUACCCUGUCAUCAAGCCAAAGGUCGAUGCCAAUGGUAAAGCCGAGCCACUACCUCAGACCCGAUCCGGUGUUGUCCGCCUGACCGUGCACCAGGCAAAGGACCUGCCCAAGCGGUCAGGUGUGAUCGGCGGCGACGUCAAUCCCAGGGCACGAGUGCUUUUGAAUGGUGUCAAGAUCAAGGACAGUGACGCGUUGAAGAGGACUCUCACUCCGAUUUGGGAGAUGGCGACCGAAUUCCUUGUGACGGAGAGGAAGAGGGCAGUCAUCGGAGUGCAGAUUGUGGACGAUCACGGUCUUACCGGUGACCCGGUCAUCUCUUACCUCAGUGUCAAGCUCGACGACCUGCUCAAGGCAAAGGAGCGGUCUCAGGACUGGUUCCCUCUCACGAAGGACGGUCGACUGAGAAUGAGCGCAGAAUGGAAACCUGUGCAGAUGGCUGGAUCCCUCAAUGGUGGAUCCGCUUGGUCUCCUCCUAUUGGUGCCGUCAAGAUCUGGGCAAAAGAAGCCAAGGGAGUCAAGAAUGUCGAGUUGGGCGGCAAGAGCGAUCCCUUUGUUCGUCUUAUCAGCCGCGGUCUUCAACAAGAUGCGAGUGUCGUGCGAAACAACACGCUGGACCCCGAGUGGGACGAGUAUCUCUACUGCACAGUGCAAUCUCUGCAAGACCGUAUCGGAGUCGAGGUCAUGGACUACGAGAACAACGGUCCUCCACGGUCGCUCGGUAUCGUCGAGAUUCAGCCACGCGAGUUUGCUUCUGAGACCGGCAAUCUUAAGCGUCCUUAUCACAGCAGUGGAAAGCAAAGACGGAAAGACAAGCUCCAUCUGGGUCGUAAUGUCUACAAGGGCGAGAUUGAAUUUGUGGCCGAAUUCUUGCCAGCUGAAAAUGUCAAGAUCAGCGACUUUAGCGGUGCUGGCAACGAGGCACAGGCUAAGGCAGCCGAUGUUACCGAUGCCGAUGGUGACGAAGCCAAGGCAGUCGACGGCACCAUGACCGAAGCAAACAUGAGUCUGGACACAGAAGGCAGCUUGGAGCGAAAGGGCACGAUCACCAGAGCGACAAAUGGCAAGGCGAGCAGCUCGCCUGAUAACGCUUCCAUCCGGAGUGUGGCAACUGCCAAGACCUCUGACACUGCUGCUGUUGAGGCGAUGACGGAGAAGGCACGUGCUGCUGGAGCUACGAUGACGGAGGAGCAGCUGCUCAAGUGCCAAAGCGGUAUCAUUGCUUUCAAUCUCCUCGAUGGCAACAUUGCCAAGAGGAAUGCCCGACUGGAAGUCUCUUUCGACGAUGGGUACUGGCCGGCAUUCGAGACGCAGCCCUCUCGAACUCAUGGCCAGACUACCUUCGAUGAAGUGGGUGAACACGUAAUCAAGGAGCUCGACUGGUCGCGCAUGAUGCUCAAGCUGAGGACAGGUCCAAGGGACGAAGACGUCUUUGCCGAGUUCCAAGGUAACACCAAGGACGUGCUUGAGCGUACGCUGAACAAGGUCGGUGAGCUGACACUAGCGUCCGACGCUGGAACACACAAGUCUACAGUCAGGCUGGAAUGUCGUUACAUUCCCUGCGACGUCCACCUAGAGGCAGUCGAGUCCAUCAACAAUCAGGGAUUCCUCAGGAUCGACUUGGUCAAUGCCACCAAUCUUCGAGCAGCCGACAGCGGUAUCAUCGGCGGCAAGUCCUCUGAUCCCUACGUCUGCUUCCAGCUGAAUGGCGAGCGUAUACUAAAAUCAAAGACGAUCAAGAAGACUCUCAACCCCACGUGGGACGAGAGUCUAGGAGAAGCCGAAAUUCCUUCGAGAGUACACGCAAAGGCCGUUUUGGAAAUCUUUGACUGGGAUCAAGUGGGCACGCCUGAUCGCCUCGGCGAAGUGGUCUUGGACCUCAAUGAGCUCGAGCCAUUCGAGUCAAUGACCAAGACUUUGCCCAUCACGGGUAAAGGAGCCGGAGAGGGCGGUCAGCUUACAUUCCGCCUCGUCUUCCGACCCGAAUUUGUCGCCUCUAUCAGGGGACGAAGAGGCACCAGUCUCAACCUAGGCAAGACCUUCACAGGCGGUGUCACCGGCGUUGGCCGUCUUGGAGUCGCAGGCGUGCGAGGCGUAGGUACCGUAGGCCUCGCCGGCGCCAAGGGGGUAGGCACGGUAGGCUCCGCUGGUGUGCGGGGGGUGGGCGCCGUGGGAGCAGGUGUGGGCAAGGGAGCCUAUGGCGUUGCGGGUGGGGUGGGGCACGGGGUAGGUGCAGUAGGCAAAAGCGUCUUUGGUACGGUGCGUGGCAGGAAGGCCUCCGUAGGGGACAAACAGGCACAAGCUGCCAUUCUCGAGUCGCGAGGUGAAGACGAGAUGAUCCCUGCCGUGCCGCAACAAGCGGCUGCGGUGGAUGGGUACGGUCAGUCCCAGGCUCAUCAGAAUGGGGACGGAGCCAUGCGCAGAUCGAUGAGCUUCCGCGGUGCAGGUGGAGCGGAUUCGGCGUCCAUUGCCAACGAAUCCACCGCAGGAGCGUCUCCGAAAGCGUCUAAGAAGAGCAAGUUCCACAAUCCUUUCCAUAUGCGAAAGCAGGAUUCGGGGGAUCGCUGAAGGGUGCACAGGGCUGUAUAGGUCAGCUGAACCAGGUGAUGGAGUAGGGAAGCUCGGGCGAAGUAAAGACAAUGGGGCUGUGGAAUGUGGAUAGAAUGAUCUGAGCAGGACGCUUCGUUGACUCGUUUAGCCUCGACUCGUGCGGAUUGUGUAUACCAAUGUGCCUCGCUCUCGCUCGCUCCCUUGCUUAAUGGAAUCAUGCCUAUCAUCU